Mucor velutinosus is the source of this 1383-nucleotide messenger RNA. RefSeq lists its product as uncharacterized. Gene Ontology annotation, biological process: ergosterol biosynthetic process. The record is from RefSeq and is a predicted model, not a curated record. Bases 1 to 1383 code for a protein of 460 amino acids. Gene Ontology annotation, cellular component: endoplasmic reticulum membrane. The transcript has 2 exons. NCBI's taxonomy places the organism in Eukaryota, Fungi, Mucoromycota, Mucoromycetes, Mucorales, Mucoraceae. Gene Ontology annotation, molecular function: Delta24(24-1) sterol reductase activity.
AUGUCAAAGGAUUCCUUACUAGACCCUCCUUCCUCCAAAAGCCAGCAUCAAGGCAGAACAAACAAGAAUGGCGUGCCUGAAUUCAGGCAAAACGUAACCAAGUUGGAUGUCAAAAUAGACAAUCAGGUCAAGUACGAGUUUGGUGGUCCUGUGGGUGUUACAGCCAUGAUGCUGGGCUUUCCUUGUUUGAUGUAUUACUUUUGGGUGUGUCUUGAAUUUCACCAAGGUAGGCUCAUAUACCCAUCCGAUCUAUCCCAAUGCAAAUCCUGGGUGGCGCAUGAACUCUGGGCCAAGAUCAAGAUGGGAGCCUAUCCCUCCAAGUGGGCGGUUCAAAUGUACAUGGGCUAUAUCUUGUUUUCAUUUGUGUUGGCCUACAUUAUGCCCGGCCCUGUGGUGGAAGGAUUGCCAAUCCCAUCACUGAAUGGAAAGAGGGCAAGUGUAUUUCGUCUGAGCGGAUUAAUUGACCAUUUUGGAGAGCUCAUGACAGUAGCUAUUAUUUGGGGAUUCACUAUGUCCACAUGGGUGUAUGUCAUCAGUGUAGCUAUGAACAAGACGCAUCGCAUGUCGGGUAAUUUCUUUUACGAUUACUUUAUGGGCGCAUGCUUGAAUCCAAGAAUUGGUAAGGUGGAUCUCAAGAUGUGGGCCGAAAUUAGACUGCCUUGGCCUGUGCUCUUUUACUUGUCCCUGUCUUGUUUGCUGAAGCAAUACGAGACCUAUGGUAAAAUCACAGCGCCUGCCUUCUUUAUGGUGCUGGCUCAUUUCUUGUACGUCAAUGCCUGUCAAAAGGGAGAAGAGUGUAUUCCAACCUCCUGGGACAUCUUUUACGAAAAGGAUGGAUUCAUGCUUAUUUUCUGGAACAUGGCAGGUGUGCCAUUCACCUACUGCUAUUCCUCCAUCUAUCUGAUGAAGUAUCAAUUGACUACUGGACAUGCCAUUACGCAUAGCUGGGCCUUUACUACUGCUAUUUUCACUUUGUUGUUGGUAGGUUACUACAUUUUCGACACUGGCAACUCUCAAAAGAACCGCUUCCGCAUGGAGCAAAACGGCUCAUUCAUUACGCGCAAUGCCUUUCCUCAACUACCUUGGGGCCAUAUCAAGAAUCCCUCUUUUAUUCGCACAAAGCACGGAAAUUUAUUGCUGACUUCUGGCUGGUGGGGCAUUGCAAGAAAACCACAUUACACUGCGGAUCUCAUGAUGGCUAUUUCUUGGGGCCUUAUCACUGGAUUCUCGUCUUUCCUGCCCUACUUUUACUUUUGCUUCUUUUUGUUUGUGCUGGUACAUCGCGUGUCGCGAGAUAUGGAGCGAUGCGCAAACAAAUAUGGCCAAGACUGGGUUGAAUACUGUCGCCGAGUUCCAUAUAUCUUCAUUCCAUAUGUGUUUUAA